AUGGCGACAACAUUUACGAGUUCGAAUGAAGAAAAAUGGGAUAAUUUUGGUUUAUUUACUAGUACAACAGAAUGUAAUAAAGAAAUAACAUUAACAGUUGACAAACAAUUACCAUCAUGGUUCAAAGGUUGUUUAUAUCGAAAUGGUCCUGGACAAUUUGAAAUAAAUAAUGAUCCAAGAACAAAUUUCAAUCAUUCAUUUGAUGGUUUUGCAUAUAUACAAAAAUAUAAUAUUGAUGGGGAAUCAAAUAAAAUUUAUUUUCAAAGUUCAUUUAUUAAAUCUCGUACUUACAAAGAAUCAUUAGAAUCUGGCUAUCUUACAACUCGACAUUUUGGUACUGAUCCAUGUAAAACAAUAUUUGGUCGAUUUCAAUUGUUAUUUUCACCAGUUGAUCCAAGAUUAGUGACCGAUAAUACAAAUGUAACUAUACAAAGAAUCAAUAAUGAAUUAAUAGCAUUAACAGAAACAGUUAUUGGUUAUAUUAUUGAUGAAAAUACAUUAGAAACCGUAGCACCAUUAACAACAUUACCGUAUACUGAACCAUUGAAUACAGAAGUUUUAACACUAUCAACAGCUCAUAUUAUGUAUGAUAAAAAAAGAAAAAUGACAAUUAGUUAUGCAACAAGAAUGACACGUUCACAUGGACAUUGGUUAGAUGUUCUUUUUAUAUUUGAUAAUGAUGAUCAUCAUUCAAUUAAGGAUGAACAAAAUAAUUCAUCAUCAACCACUGAUAGUACGUAUUAUUAAUAGACUUCAUAUUUUCGUACACCUCUUUUUUUCUCGAAUAUUUCGAUGAGAUCAUCUUCAGAAAGAACUUCAUUAAACUUCUAUUUUUUUCAAUAUCAAGCGCAUGCAUGAGUGAGGAGCAUAGAGCUAUGUCGAAUAUAUGUAAAAAUAAUAUUUUCCAAAUAUCUCCCUGUACUUUGAUGGAGAUUCACAAUAUUACAGCCAAUUUCUAUAUACAGCAUACAUUUUUCCAAUAAACUUAGUAUAUAAACACUUGUUUUUAAUAAAAUUAUGUUGCGUGUGAAAGUGUUUCCUCUUAACCCGUCUCUUGAUGUUCAAUAAAGGUUGUUUAAAUAAACUUCUGAUGAUUUUAAUGUCGAUCUACGCUUUUUAUGAGAAAAAUUUCGCUCAACACAUGCUCAGGCUAUUUCCAUGGUACUUGUGACACGAAAUACACAACAUUCACCAAAUCGUU
Molecule: messenger RNA, 1201 nt
Organism: Rotaria sp. Silwood1
Lineage: Eukaryota; Metazoa; Rotifera; Eurotatoria; Philodinida; Philodinidae
Source: the annotation of a GenBank genome assembly